AUGGAUUUUAAGAUAUAGAAAAAGCUUUACUUGAAGGAAUUCAAUAAAAACUUGGAGAAGUAUGUAAACCAUCCUCUACAUGAGUACAAGCCAGCAAACAUUCAAUUUCUAGCUUAGGGUGGCUAGUCCAAGAUAUUGUCAUUUUACUCUGAAAAUAUGAAGAGAGAUUUAGUGAUAAAGAUCUAUCAAGCGAAGUACUUCAAGCAAGCUGAAUCUGAAUUCAAUAACAUGCAUCUGCUGGAUCAUGAGAAUAUUCUGCAAGUAUAUUAAAUAGGUACUAUCUAUGUCGAAGAUGAAGAUUAAAAUAGCAGAUUAAGAGACACUGGCUCUUAGAUUAAUGCUCUUGAUAGAGCUGUUGAUUAGAUUGACAAUAGUUUAGAAGAGUAGAAAUCGCUAUAGGACGGAGAGGGUUCCCAGGAUUAAGAUGAAGUUAAGGAAGAUAUUCGUGAUAAUGUAGUCAUUGAUGAAGAUAAAUACCUAGAAGACGAGGAUGACGACAGAGCUUUUGAUGGAUAAGAUGCUGACUACUUCAUCAUUAUGGAAAAAGCAGAUUGCACUCUGCUCGAUGAUAUACAAAGAAGAAGAGCCAAGAAACAGCCAUACACGUCAGAUGAAUUAAUUCAGAUCUGGUCUACGAUAAUUAAUGUAUUCACAUAUUGCUAGCUCUGUGGUAUCUCCCAUAAUGAUAUCAAACCAUCCAAUAUCCUUCUAGUGAAGAAUCAAGAUGGACAGGGUGGAAUUAAUAACUACAUUGUAAAGAUUAGUGACUUUGGCACCAGUAUGAAUGUCAGCGAGACUAGAAACAUACAACUGAGUAAUAAAGAUAUGAUGUUCACGAACUAUAAUAAAUUUAUGACUCCCCUUUAUGCUUCCCCCAGCAUACUUUAAAAAGCUGAUAAGAUCAAUUAUUACCUUGAGGAUGUAUUUAGCUUAGGUGUGACAUUUCUGCAAAUGGUAGGACUCUUCAGUUCAGAUGAACUGCUGUCUUUUUGUUUAAAUAGCAAGCAAUAAAAAAUUCAGUUAGCUUUAUCUAAAUCUUAAACUAAACUUACACAUUUUCAUUAGCAGCUAUUAUCAUCAAUGAUUACUUUUGAUUCAGAAGAAAGGCCAAGUUUCAUUGAAUUGAAAGACCUUAUGGAGACACCUUAAUUAAAUUUAAACUAUAAUAACGAAGGAUAUAUUCAGGCAUUAUUCAAGGAAAAAGUCUUUAGCAGACUACUUUAAGACUAGAAUGGAUAAGUAAUAAAUUAGGAUGACAUCGAAAUACUUAAGAUUUCUUAGUAAUAAGUAUACUAGGACAUUCCUAAAGAAUCAAUUCUGGACUAUCAUUAAUCUAUUAUGAACGAGCAAAAAGAUGAAAAUCAAAUAGAUAUAGGGAAAAGAGUAACUUAGCAAUUCACUAGAAGAAUUCAAGGUGCUACAUUGUAAAUUAGAAAACUUUAAAACAAUGUUACGAAACUGAUAUGUGGAAUACCAUAGUUCGAGCAGAUUGAUUAUAGAAUACUAGCCAAAGCUGUAUUCUAGUCUAAUGAAUUGCUAGUCUUAGAUUUCAUUAAACCACUUGAUUCCAAUGCAUUACUAAAGCUUUACAAACCAAUAAAGCCAGAUACUCAACUGUAUCAUAAGGAAAGACCUCAUAUAUUUUCUAGUGAUUGUGUUACUACAGUAACUCCAGAAGGGUAAAUAUUCGUAAUGGGAGGAAAAUAUAAAUGUAGUUUUGCUAGAAGCACUUUUGAAAUCAUACUGGAUGUAUUAAAAGAAUAAUUUGCUCCAUAGAUACAAACUACUAAACUUCCUAUUGCAUAUAGGUAUAUGAAAAAUGUAGGUCACUAUUACUUUUAGUAAAGAAGGGAGCUAUUAGCAGAGAGAGCAUCAUUUGGAGCAUUUAGUACUAGAAAAGAAAUUUAUAUAGUAGGAGGUUAAGAUAACAGAUAGACAGAACUAACAAAAGUUGAAUCUUACGAUAUAAAAAGAGAUGCUUGGAAAAUCAUGCCGUCUCUUUUAAAGCCGAGAUAACUACCUACAGUUUGCAUGUUCAGAUCUAGAUUCCUGUAUGUCUUUGGUGGACUAAAUCAAUCAGUCAAAGACUCAUUCAUACCAAAAACAAUCUCAACUAUUGAAAGAUUAGAUGUGAGAGAAGGCAACUCUUGGGAAGUUAUUAACCCAGUCAAAAACGGCUUAAAAAUAAAAGGUCACUCAUUAGCUUCUUUGCAAAUCUCAGCAAAUAAUAUACUGAUAUUUGGUUCUUAUUUCAAAUCUUAGGAGCCCUUCUAAGAUAAAAUACUGUACUUUACCUUUGAUCAUGAAAAAUCUGUGAUUAAAGAUUUUUACUAAAACAAUGAGGAACGAGAUAAGAUAUAAGACGGUAGUUUUACUGAUCAAGUAAUUACCAAUAACGGGAAUAUUUAUGCUAUUAAUACAAUGAGCAGUGAGGUUAAGUCCUCAAAUGUUCAUCAAUUUUGUAUUGACGAUUUUACUAUUCAAUUAAACUGA
Molecule: messenger RNA, 2493 nt
Organism: Stylonychia lemnae
Lineage: Eukaryota; Ciliophora; Spirotrichea; Sporadotrichida; Oxytrichidae
Source: the annotation of a GenBank genome assembly